Messenger RNA from Camelina sativa (false flax), 912 nucleotides. NCBI's taxonomy places the organism in Eukaryota, Viridiplantae, Streptophyta, Magnoliopsida, Brassicales, Brassicaceae. The record is from RefSeq and is a predicted model, not a curated record.
AUGUUCAAAGACGCUCAUGAGUUUGUCUCUCGAUGUGAUGCUUGUCAAAGAAGAGGGCAGAUUAGUAAGAGACAUGAGAUGCCACAAAGUUUCAUCCUUGAGGUUGAAGUUUUUGAUUGUUGGGGCAUUGAUUUUAUGGGACCAUUCCCCUCUUCUUACAAGAACAAGUAUAUCCUUGUAGUUGUUGACUAUGUCUCCAAGUGGGUAGAAGCUAUUGCAAGUCCCAAGAAUGAUUCUGUUGUGGUUCUUAAGCUGUUUAAGACCAUCAUCUUUCCACGGUUUGGAGUGCCUCGGAUUGUUAUCAGUGAUAGAGGUAAGCACUUUAUUAAUAAAGUGUUUGAUAAGUUGUUGAAGAAGUAUGGAGUUCAAAAUAGAGUAGCUACUCCAUAUCAACUCCAGACUAGUGGUCAAGUUGAGGUUUCUAACCACAAAAGCAAAGAAAUCCUUGAGAAGACAAUGGGUGUUACAAGAAAAGAUUGGACUGCCAAGUUAGAUGAUGCAUUUUGGGCAUAUCGGACUGCAUAUAAGACACCACUUGGCACUACUCCUUUUCAUCUGCUUUAUGGGAGAGCAUGUCAUCUUCCAGUGGAGUUAGAGCAUAAAGCAGCAUGGGCUCUAUAUAAGGAGAGAACCAAGGCUUAUCAUGAUAAGAAGAUCAUCUCCAGAAAUUUUGAGCCUAAUGAACAGGUACUUCUGUACAACUCUCACUUGAAGUUGUUUCCAUGCAAACUUCGUUCUCGCUGGUUUGGACCUUUCACUAUCCAAGAAGUCCGCCCCUAUGGAGCUAUUGUGCUGCUUAACUCCAAGGGAGAGAAGUUUACUGUCAAUGGAAAGAGAGUGAAACACUAUUGGGCUGAACCCGUGAUACCAAACAGACACAUUGUGCGUUUGGAUGAUGCACCUUCUGCCUAA